AUGUCCUCCACAGUCGCAACCAUAACGCAAACUGCCACUUCGGCAGCCACUUCCUCGCUCGAUGCUUCAGACGCCGCCAAAGCCUCGGCCUCUUCGGCAGUGCAUUCGCUGUCUAAAGCCAUCGCAUCCGCAUCCGCAGCCCUCACCUCCGAAAGCGCCAUCGCCUCUGGCAACGAGUCCAACCCACCGGCCUUCAAAUAUAUCGGUCUUGCUCUAGCCGUCGGUUCCGGCUUGCUCAUCGGUUCUUCGUUUGUCUUCAAGAAGAAGGGCUUGCUUGCGGCACAGAAAAAGUACGAGACGGCAGCUGGCGAGGGUCAUGCCUACCUGAAAUCACCCAUGUGGUGGACCGGCAUGAUCGUCAUGGUCUUUGGCGAGAUCUUCAACUUUGUUGCCUACGCCUUCGCCGACGCGGUCCUGGUGACGCCGCUCGGCGCUCUUUCCGUCGUCAUUUGCGCAGUGCUCUCGUCUAUCUUUCUCAAGGAGAAGCUCACGCUGUUCGGAAAGGUGGGCUGCUUCCUCUGCAUUGUCGGCUCGGUCAUUAUCGCACUCAACGCACCUACAUCGCACGUCGGCGGCAAGAUCGUCGAGUUCCAGAAGCUCUUCCUUGCACCAGGAUUCCUCACGUGGGCCGGCGUUUGCAUUGUUGCCUCGUUGGUGCUCAUCUUUGUGUUCGCGCCCAAGUAUGGCAAGCAAAACAUGAUGAUCUACAUCACUGUUUGCAGUCUUAUCGGCGGCCUCAGCGUCAGCGUAACCUCGGGCCUUGGAUCCGCCAUCCUGCUCUCGAUUCGAGGUCAGAACCAGUUCAAGCACUGGUUCAUCUACUUCCUGCUCGGGUUUGUCGUUGUCACUCUGCUGGUCGAGAUCAACUACCUCAACAAGGCGCUCGAGCUGUUCAACACUGCGACGGUCACGCCGACGUACUAUGUCAUCUUCACAGGCGCGACCCUGAUCACAUCGAUCAUCCUGCAGCAAGGACUCAACGCAACUGUCGUCGACAUUAUCACGCUCGUCAUGGGCUUCCUGGUCAUUUGUGCUGGUAUCGUCUUGCUGCAGUUGAGCAAGAUCGAUCCGGAAGAGCUACAGGACAAGCCCGGGCUGGAUCGCGACACGACGCUCUUAAUGCGUGCCAGUCACUCGGUCAUCUCUCAUGGAGGCGAGAAGGCCGAAUCUUCGGCCUACGAAGAUCCGGGACUGGACACGGUGCGAGGCGGUAUGGGCAUUGUUGGGUCUAUGAUCCGUGCUCGCAGCUCGCGCCGUCUCAGCUCGGCUAGCUCGUGGCGACAUCACAGUGCCGCCGACGAGUACACGCUUCGAAGCCGCAACAACUUGCCUCUCACCACGCAUGGUGCGGGACAGAUCGAGCGGUAUCAGUUGCAAGAUACGCCGCUUUCUCCACCCGGCAUGCACCUUGACAGCUCUGGCGGCGGCUUGGCCGUGCCGCGAACGCCUAGCCGGAGGAACACCGCCAUUUCGUUUGAGCCUGGUGCCGACUCGCCGCAUGGCCAUCACGCUGGCGAGGCACCUCCGGUCACGCAGUUUGGCGCACUGCACAGCCCGUUGCACUCGAUCAAGGAGACUUCCAACGGCAGCGGCCGCAGCACGGAAGCGUCUGAUCAGGGCAGUGCGGAUUCGCAGCAGGCGCAGCGUUCAAAUGCGUAUGUGGACCCGUAUGCGCCGCGACAACACUCGCCGUUGUCACCGACCAUCCCGCGAUCGGACGGGGCCCCGGACAUCCGCAAUAUGUGGGAGCAGCCCAAUCUCGCUUACUCGUCCUCGCCCGAUGCGACGCCAGAGACGGAGGAUGACGAGUAUUCCAUCCGUGCGGUUGCGUCGAGUGUGGCUGAUGGCGACCCGCGCGGUAGUUCUCGCAGCAAGUCCAAGGGGUAUCCCAAGAUCAAGCCGCGCUCAGCAAGUAAAUCGAACGGCAGCAAGGGAAGCAGCGACGACGAUGAAGCGGAGGAACUGCUCAGUCCGAGGUUGGGGUACCGUUGA
Messenger RNA from Sporisorium graminicola, 1992 nucleotides. RefSeq lists its product as uncharacterized. Gene Ontology annotation, cellular component: membrane. Bases 1 to 1992 code for a protein of 663 amino acids. Gene Ontology annotation, biological process: magnesium ion transport. Gene Ontology annotation, molecular function: magnesium ion transmembrane transporter activity. The transcript has a single exon. The record is from RefSeq and is a predicted model, not a curated record. Lineage: Eukaryota; Fungi; Basidiomycota; Ustilaginomycetes; Ustilaginales; Ustilaginaceae.